AAUUCCUUUUUAAAUUUCCUACUGAUUGCUGAUACGGGCAAAAGUCCAAAACAUGUUAGGGAUUUGAUGGCCGUGUUCGUUUGUUAAUUACUCUGUUCGUCUUUUGAUUGUGAUGCCUCAAUCUUUCUUGCUUUUCUUUUUUUGUUUUUUUGUUUUAAUUUGUCUGCUCUGCCAUAAACCAUUGGUGGGCACUGGGCAAGGGAAACUAUUGCUUCAGCAGUUGCCAAGAGGAUGGCUAUGGUGCCUGAACGUGCCAAGCUCCAUAUUGUCAUGACCGCCUGGCAGAUUGGAUAUGCAGGGAACCAUAUCAUUCUCAGAACUGCACUUAAUAUGGGUGUAAGCAAGCUGGUUUUCCCACUUUAUCGGAACAUCGUCGCGCUGCUUCUACUAGCUCCCUCUGCAUAUUUUUUAGAGAAAGACAGGCCACCGUUGACUACUUCUCUUUUGAUACAAUUCUUCCUCCUCGGAUUUAUUGGGAUAACAUGUAAUCAAGGAUCUUAUCUUUUUGGGCUGGACAACACCUCACCAUCCUUGGCUUCUGCUAUAGAGAAUGCUAUUCCUGCUGUAACCUUUCUCAUGGCUGCGGCACUCAGGAUUGAGCAAGUGAACUUGAAUAGGAAAGAUGGUAUUGCUAAGGUGCUUGGAACUCUUGCUUCUGUUUCUGGAGCAUCAGUCAUUACCUUUUACAAGGGACCAGCCAUUUAUACACCAGAUUCACGUUUACACCAAUCACAUAUUUUGGUUUCAUUAGGAGAUGAUGCUAAGGGGAAGAAUUGGACCUUGGGUUGCGUCUAUCUGAUUGCUCACUGCAUAUGUUGGUCCGGUUGGAUUGUGUUACAAGCACCCGUCUUGAAGAAAUAUCCGGCUCGGCUUUCAGCCACCUCAUAUUCUUGCUUCUUCAGUGUUCUUCAGUUUCUGGCAAUCGCAGCUUACUAUGAGAAAGACCCCCAAGCCUGGAAGGUUCACUCCGGUGCUGAAGCUUUCAGUAUUUUCUACACGGGAAUUGUGGCUUCAGCAUUAGCAUUUGCAGUGCAAACGUGGGUCAUUGACAGGGCCGGACCAGUUUUUGCUUCAGUGUAUCUACCUGUACAGACCUUAAUUGUAGCUGUAAUGGCAUCUGUUGUUUUAGGCGAAGAAUUCUACUUGGGAGGGUUGAUUGGAGCAGUAUUGAUUGUGGCUGGACUAUACCUUGUUGUGUGGGGAAAAGGUGAAGAGAGCAAGUUUUCAGAAGAAAAGGCUGCAAUUCCCUCAGUGUCUGAAAACAAUCAGAGAAAAGACCCUUGCAAACCUUCUCUCAUCCAACCAUUACUUAGUUUUGAGAGUGAUAACUAGAAAAAGCCUGCAUUUCUUGUACAAUUCAAAAGCUUUCAUCUUUACCUUACAAAUUCUUCUAAGAAUUUUUUUGGUGGUUGUUCAAGAAACAGAAUCAAACAUAGAUAAAAAUAAAAUGGCUUGCAUUA
This is a messenger RNA of Corylus avellana, 1460 nucleotides long. RefSeq names its product protein WALLS ARE THIN 1. Gene Ontology annotation, cellular component: membrane. NCBI's taxonomy places the organism in Eukaryota, Viridiplantae, Streptophyta, Magnoliopsida, Fagales, Betulaceae. The record is from RefSeq and is a predicted model, not a curated record. Gene Ontology annotation, molecular function: transmembrane transporter activity.